UAACUAACUAGCAGAAUUUUUUUUUUUUUUUUUUUUCGGCUGUUCCGGUUGUCUUCCGCUCGUCCAGGCAGAGCUCUCUCCGCUUCCCCGUCUCAGGAGAGAACACGACUCAGUUUCGUCCCUGUUAGGGGCAGUUCACCCCAGAGACUACAGAGUACAGAGUACAGACAGACUGUGUAUGUAUCCCGCUAAUACAGAGCCCGCUGCUGAGCCGAGGGUAGUUAGACUUCCGUAUCUCUCCGUACUGGUUCGCACACCAGACUUUGUGAAUAUCCGAUAUCGUCACUUAUCGGCCUCGUGACUUCUGGGGAAUUAAGGGACAGGAAAUUGGUCCUGGAUGUAUUUAAUUUUCACUGCUUUCGCUCUCUUCUUUUGUUGGACUUGAUCCGAGACUUUGAACAUCUCCAACCGCUGAAUCCGACUUUCGACGAUAUCUUGAAGACACGCAACCCCAUAAUUUAGGCAAAAAAAAAAAGAAGAAAAAAAAAAAGAAGAGCAAUGUCUGCUAAAGGGGGCAAUGGCAAGAAGCCAGCCUCUCCGGCUGUAAACUUGAUCGCUGGUGGUGGUGCUGGUAUGAUGGAGGCUCUGGUCUGUCAUCCUCUAGAUACAAUCAAAGUCCGCAUGCAGCUUUCGCGGCGCGCCACCGCUCCAGGUGUAAAACCUCGGGGGUUUAUUACCACCGGAGUUGAAAUCGUGAAGAAGGAAACCGCGCUCGGCUUGUACAAGGGUCUCGGGGCGGUUCUCGGCGGUAUCAUCCCCAAGAUGGCCAUUCGGUUUACUUCCUAUGAGUCGUACAAGGGCAUGCUUGCAGACAAGGAGACUGGAGCCGUCACGAGCAAGGCUACUUUCCUGGCCGGUCUGGCUGCUGGUGUGACUGAAGCCGUGGCGGUGGUCAACCCAAUGGAAGUCGUCAAGAUUCGUCUGCAAGCGCAACACCACAGUUUGGCCGAUCCCCUGGAUACCCCCAAGUACCGCAGCGCCCCGCACGCGCUCUUCACCGUGAUCAGGGAGGAAGGGUUCAGCACCUUGUACCGCGGUGUUUCUCUCACCGCGCUCCGACAAGGAACCAACCAAGCCGCCAACUUCACCGCAUACACUGAGCUCAAGGCUUACCUGCAGCGCUCUCAGCCCGAAUACACCAACGCCCAGCUUCCUUCGUACCAGACCACCCUGAUCGGGUUGAUCUCCGGUGCCGUCGGUCCCUUCUCCAACGCCCCCAUCGACACCAUCAAGACCCGUCUGCAGAAGACCCGCGCAGAGCCUGGCCAGUCGGCCGUUGCACGUAUCAUGGUUAUCGCCAAGGACAUGUUCAAGCAGGAGGGUGCCCGUGCCUUCUAUAAGGGUAUCACCCCGCGUGUGAUGAGAGUUGCCCCCGGCCAGGCCGUCACUUUCACCGUGUACGAGUUCCUGAAGGGUAAGCUCGAGGCAUCCAACUGGGCGUUUGUCGGAGGAAGUUUCGAAGAGUAAAAAAAAAAAAUCAAAAAUCAAAAUCAAUAACCCCCCUCUGUGAGUUGAAAACAGGGCCGCUGUAACAUUCUGGAAAGCAUUUGAUACCAUGAGUAUGAGAAUGGUGGCGUUUCGAUUCCAGUGCGAGAGAUCUCUUUCUCACUGCAUUAUCCGUCUCUUUUUAUUUCUUAUUUAUUUUUUGUAUAUUGUCCUUUUGGUUUUGAGGGUUUGGUUUUUUCGGAAAAGCAUCAGAUCGGUCAAAUCCAUAGGGGAUGGAUUGUAUAUAGCUUAGCUUUGCCCUUGGUUUUUUUUUUUUUUUUUUUGGCUUUCGUUUCAUUUGCCUGGGAUAUACCGUAUAUAAUUCGGAUAGAGCACAAAUUCAGGCUUGAACUGUUU
Aspergillus ochraceoroseus IBT 24754 is the source of this 1842-nucleotide messenger RNA. Its product is annotated as putative succinate:fumarate antiporter (Acr1). Lineage: Eukaryota; Fungi; Ascomycota; Eurotiomycetes; Eurotiales; Aspergillaceae. The record is from RefSeq and is a predicted model, not a curated record. Gene Ontology annotation, biological process: succinate transport; transmembrane transport; fumarate transport. The transcript is spliced from 5 exons. Bases 499 to 1467 code for a protein of 322 amino acids.